CUUCCCUUCCCAAGCGCACAUUCCUCUGCCCCAGUCCCGCUCCCGCCGCCUCCACUGCCAGCGGAGGCCCUGGUCUCCCGUUCCAACUAUUCCAACCAUCCUAGGAAGGGUGGGGCGCUCGGCUCUUGGGUCCCCCUGGGCUGCCCCUCCUUCUCCAGCAUCGGUCUCCCCUUCUGCCCCGGUCCCUCCCUUUCUGGGGUCGGGCCAGCCAAUGGGCGACGAGACUCCUGGGUUUGGCCUGGGAUUCGGGGAACUCACCGAUCCCCCGCCCCAGAGUUCUGGCCACCAUCCCGGUGCGCACGGACGUGGCUCGAGUUUCCUCCGCGCUCUCUCUCGCUCUUCCUCUUCUCCGGGUCUCCCGCUCCCGCUUCAGCUCCACCCGGCCGGCCCCGCACGGCUCCGGGCAGCCAUGGAGGACACCCAGCUCCACAUCAUCGAGCAGCCGCUUUCCGGGUACCCCGACGCCGGGGACCAGGGGUCCUCCACCGUGGGGGCUCCGGCGGCCGAGGAGCCGUCGGGGGCCGGCUCUGAGGAGCUGAUCAAAUCAGACCAGGUGAACGGCGUGCUGGUACUGAGCCUUCUGGACAAAAUCAUCGGCGCCGUCGACCAGAUCCAACUGACCCAAGCCCAGCUGGAGGAGCGGCAGGCGGAGAUGGAGGGAGCCGUGCAGAGCAUCCAAGGUGAGCUGAGCAAGCUGGGCAAGGCGCACGCCACCACGAGCAACACCGUGAGCAAGUUGCUGGAGAAGGUGCGCAAGGUCAGCGUCAACGUGAAGACCGUGCGCGGCAGCCUGGAGCGCCAGGCCGGCCAGAUCAAGAAGCUGGAGGUCAACGAGGCCGAGCUGCUGCGGCGCCGCAACUUUAAAGUCAUGAUCUACCAGGAUGAAGUGAAACUGCCGGCCAAAGUGAGCAUAGGCAAGUCGCUGAAAGAGUCGGAGACGCUGCCCGAGAAGGAGGGCGACGAGCUGGCCGAGGGCGAGCGGCCGGAGGAGGACGCGGCGGCGCUCGAGCUGUCGUCGGACGAGGCGGUGGAGGUGGAGGAAGUCAUCGAGGAGUCGCGCGCCGAGCGCAUCAAGCGCAGCGGCCUGCGGCGCGUGGACGACUUCAAGAAGGCCUUCUCCAAGGAGAAGAUGGAGAAGACCAAAGUGCGCACGCGUGAAAACCUGGAGCGGACCCGCCUCAAGACAAAGGAGAACCUGGAGAAGACGCGGCACACCCUGGAGAAGCGCAUGAACAAGCUGGGCACACGCCUGGUCCCCGCCGAGCGCCGCGAGAAGCUCAAGACCUCUCGAGACAAGCUGCGUAAGUCCUUCACGCCCGACCACGUGGUCUACGCGCGCUCCAAGACCGCGGUCUACAAGGUGCCGCCCUUCACGUUCCACGUCAAGAAGAUCCGCGAGGGCCAGGUGGAGGUGCUGAAGGCCACGGAGAUGGUGGAGGUGGGCGCCGAGGAGGAGGAGGGCGGCGCGGAGCGCGGCGAGGCGGCAGAUCUGCUGCGCGGGAGCAGCCCCGACGUGCACACGCUGCUGGAGAUCACGGAGGAGUCGGACGCCGUGCUGGUGGACAAGAGCGACAGCGACUGAGCCGGGCGCGGGGCUGUGCCCGGAAGGCCGCGCCGCCCCGCCUCUCCCCGCCCCCGCCCCGAUUCCUUUCCCUCCACGAACUUUCUCUUUCGCAUUCUCUCUCUCUCUCCCUCGCUCUCUCUCUCCGCCCCAAACGGGCUGAGAUGUUUCUAAAUUGAGAACACCUCCCCACAACGAGCACCCCCUCCAAGUCUUACAGCUAUUAAGACGAGGGGGAGGCAGCCUGCACCAUGGACGGCCCCACUAUAGGCAUAGGCUGGGUGGAAAUGCAGAGGUCGGUGAUUCGUAUCCUGGGGAUCCAAGUCGGGAAUCCUAGAGGAAAUUGCUGUCGUUUCCGUGAUUAGGCCCAGGCUUGGGGCAGGCUGCCUUCUCCCCGCCCCCUACCCCUACACACAUUUACCCGGCUGCUGUCAUUCCUGUUCACUGAGCUCUUCUUUCUCAUUCUGAUCUCUGGCGGCUUCAAAGCCAAAAUUACCAUGAAAGGGAAGAGUGCAUCCUGAAGAGGCCCUUUGCCCACACGGGAGACCGCAUACUGGAAGGAUUUGAAAGCAGCUUUUGGGAGUAUCUAGGGCCGUGCUGGAGAGAGGGCAGAGUAAGCCAUGACCCUACAUGAGGGUCUAGCACAGGCUGUGUCUGCAAAAGGUCCCAGUAAGGAAGGCUGGAUCUAGGCAGAGUGCUGGGGGAGGGAGGGAGGGCACUUCAUGUUUAUGCAUCUGCACGCAGGAGCACGUGGCUAUGGCUCUGAAGGAAAACGGAAAAUAGAAGGUGCAAAUGGGCGAAAAGAGAAUGCUCAUUAGUAGCAGGAGAAACACAGGACAAGGAUCCCAUCUUAUUGGGGUUCACAGAGGACAGCAGGCAGGACAAUUUUUCAGAACUAGUAGGGAGGGCAGUGUGAGAAAUCUAUCAUCCAAGAAGAGAGCGGUAAACUUUAUCCCUUACCUCUACUGGUUAUGGUGCCCCCAUGGGCAACCCAUUUCUCAUAGCCCAGAAAAUUAGGGUCCCAGAAGAGGGCAGUACCAGGCUCCAGAGAGCUGGUAUUAUAGUUAGGAGGGAGGCUGAUGGGAAAGAGACCAGAUGCUAAAGGCCAGGCCACCAAAUUGAGAGCAGGAGGGGAGGAGAGGAGAGUAAGGAAUUCCUGUGUGUAAGGCAGCCCAGCCUUGGCUCACUCCUGGCAGUUUCUUCUCAAGAUCCUUCCCUAGAGCUAGUAUCAUAAAGCUGUAGAACAUGCUAAGACCUCCUUAGCCUUGUGGGUUCCUCUCCUGAAUCUUUGGGGUGAGGGGUGCUGCUUCCAGUUCAAAGGCCUGACUUCUGAUCAGGUUCUUCUCAGGACACUUCAGUCUCUCUGUUCUUCCCCCAUAAAGGGGACUUGUCAGAAGCAAGGACACCCCCCUCACCCCCAACUCACAGCCCACAGAGGAGAGCUGAAGGCUCCCUCCUCCCCUCACAUCCUCUGCCUUAUCUUCCCUGCUCUGCAUUUUAGAAAAUUGCAGCUAAUUGUUUUAAGGGGUGGCGGGAGGGAAUCUGGGGACACACCUUUUAUACAACACAAAGCUUUGCUUCCCCCCGCUCCCCAACCCUUGGUUCCCUUCUCUCUUCCAAAUGGUUGGAGACACAUCAGCUGAAGUAGGAUGGGGAUUGUGGGACGAGGUUCCUUGGUGCUGAUGGGCUGAAGGGGCCUGAGUUGUGGGCAGAUACAGUUCCCUGUGGGCUCUGGGGAGCCUCUCAUGUUGCUGUGUCCUGGUGAGCAGCCCGACCAAUAAACCUGCUUUUCUAAAAGGA
Messenger RNA from Cervus elaphus (red deer), 3361 nucleotides. It is a transcript of the gene CAVIN1, whose product is annotated as caveolae associated protein 1. NCBI's taxonomy places the organism in Eukaryota, Metazoa, Chordata, Mammalia, Artiodactyla, Cervidae. Gene Ontology annotation, molecular function: rRNA primary transcript binding. The record is from RefSeq and is a predicted model, not a curated record. Bases 212 to 1582 code for a protein of 456 amino acids. Gene Ontology annotation, cellular component: cytoplasm; caveola. The transcript is spliced from 2 exons. Gene Ontology annotation, biological process: transcription initiation at RNA polymerase I promoter; termination of RNA polymerase I transcription.